Molecule: messenger RNA, 3285 nt
Organism: Parastagonospora nodorum SN15
Lineage: Eukaryota; Fungi; Ascomycota; Dothideomycetes; Pleosporales; Phaeosphaeriaceae
Exons: 4
Coding region: 1-3285 (1094 amino acids)
Molecular function (GO): ATP binding; nucleic acid binding
Source: RefSeq, a predicted model, not a curated record
AUGCCUCGGUUGAAAGCAGCAACUGUGUCGGAUCAGACGGUGAGGAAGAGGAAGAGAAAAUUGUGCGACGAGCAUGCGCCGGCGGAAAGCACGCCUGCGCCGGACAGCGAAAACACGUCCCUCGACGCCUCGGGCAACGAAGGCGCAACAACCACAACGGUACCUACAAAGACACACGAUGGUGGGAAGAAGCCACGAAGAACGCCCAAGAAAGGCGGCGCAGCCAAGCCAGCAUUGGUGCGCCAUGCAUCCUCCACCUUGAUCGAGACGACGAUUCCAUGGCCUGAGCACUUCACGAAGCUGUCCCAGGUCCACCGCGCCCUGAACCUCGUCUACACGUUCUGUUGUACGCGCAAGCACCUCGCGACCACGCUGGAUAAUUUGAAGGCAACUGUGGAAGGGCACAUAAAGCGACCACUGCUCAUCGAAGAUGUGGCGCAAAUAACGGCUCUGAUACCAAAGUCUAUCACCUUUGCGUAUGUGGAUGAGGCCAUGCUGCAGAUCAACCUGAUGGGCCAGGAAGAUCACAUCCAAGGCCGCAAAACGCAGGACUUUGUCAUCACGAUGCCGGAGCCGGAGAAAGGCGAGCAUAAAGAAGUUCUGCUGUUCGAGUUUAUCGAUGGUGAUUUGAAGCGACAAGUCCAACAUGCGAAGACGGGCGAACCUACUAAGGCGACACAAAAGCUGCGCCAUGAAGAGCUGAAGAUGCCGGUUUUCAGUCAGAAACAGAUGAUGAAUAUGAUUGAGAAGAGGAAUGUCAAGUUCACAAGCGCGGUUAAUGCGUUUUUGAAUCAGUGCGCCGAGGAUAAGGUUGAUGCGGUGGAGAAGAUGAACGAGAUUUCACAGGCAUUCGUUCCGGUGCCGGCUGAGAGCAGAGCUUCGACGCCAGGGCCAGAUAGGGCUUUGAUACCGAGCACUAUACCGACAGAGCGAAAAAGCAUACCAGAAAUUGUGGAUGAGAUCAAGACUCUGGAAUGGUACACUGGUCAGAUCGUCCCGGAUGGCCACCGCGUAUUCGAUCCGCAGGAAGCGAUAUAUGGCGACUUGAACUUCCAGCUGUCCCAGAACAUGGUUAAUGCGCUGUACAACACGAAGAAUAUCACACAGCUGUAUGCGCAUCAGGCAGAGGCAAUCAAUAAUCUUUACGAGGGACACAAUAUCAUUGUGUCGACUUCCACGAGCUCGGGCAAGUCGCUGAUCUAUCAGUUGCCUGUGCUGCAUCAGCUGGAACAGGAUCCCGACACUCGCGCAAUGUACAUCUUUCCCACGAAAGCGCUUGCACAAGAUCAGCGGAAGAGUAUGAAGGAGCUACUUAGAUUCAUGACCGGGUUGGAAGAAGUCGUUGUCGAGACUUUCGAUGGCGAUACACCAAUGUCUGAGCGCAACUAUAUUCGGGAUGAGGCUCGCAUUAUCUUCACGAACCCAGAUAUGCUGCACAUCACCAUCUUACCACAAGAGGACGCAUGGCUAGACGAGUUACAUGUCUACAACGGCCUCUUCGGCGCACACAUGGCUUACAUCAUGAGGCGCUUGCGAAGGAUAUGUGCGGCGCUAGGAAAUCGCCAUGUCAAGUUUAUUUCGUGCUCGGCGACGGUUGCGAAUCCUGAAGAGCAUAUGCGGACAAUCUUUGGCGUUGACGAAGUCAGGUUGACGGAUUUUGAUGGAUCGCCUUCUGGACGCAAGGAGUUCCUGUGCUGGAAUACCCCGUUCAAAGAUCCAGGAGAUCCGACUUCUGGAAGAGGCGAUUGUAUGGCGGAAACCGCGAAGCUGUUCUGUCAGCUGAUGCUGAGAGGUGUUAGGUCCAUCGCAUUCUGUCGAGUGAGAAAGCAGUGUGAAGCUUUACUGUCUGCCGUCAAAAUGGAGCUUACGAAUCUUGAGAGGACGGAGGUCCUAGCUCGGGUCAUGUCGUAUCGAGGUGGGUAUACACCUCAGGAUCGACGGCAGAUUGAGCGAGAGAUGUUUGAUGGCAAACUCAUCGGCAUCGUGUGUACCAGCGCCUUGGAACUCGGUGUUGAUAUUGGAUCGCUGGACGCUGUUGUUACGGUCGGCUUUCCGUACACCAUCGCCAAUCUUCGGCAGCAAAGCGGACGAGCAGGUCGGAGGAACAAGGACUCCUUAUCCGUGUUGAUCGGUGACUGCUUCCCAACAGAUCAAUACUACAUGUCAAACCCGGACGAGAUCUUCACGAAGCCCAAUAGCGCCUUGCAGGUCGAUCUAGAGAACAUGCUCGUUGUCGAAGGGCAUAUCCAAUGUGCCGCCCAUGAGAUCCCCAUCAAUAUCGAGACAGACACUGCCUACUUCGGCCCUCUCCUAUGUAAGGUCGCUCGUGAGCGUAUGCGCCGAGACCCUCAAGGCUUCUACCACGUCAACGAGCGCUUCCUUCCCCAACCAUCGCGCUUUGUCGCCAUCCGCGACACCGAGGAAGACCACUUCGCCAUAAUCGACAUCACCCACGGCAAGAAUACCGUUCUCGAAGAACUCGAAGCAUCCCGCGCCUUCUUCACUCUCUACGACGGAGGCAUCUUCCUGCACCAAGGCAACACGUACCUCGUCAAAGAAUUCUCCCAAGAGCGCAUGCUCGCCAAAGUCGAACUUGUCAAAGUCGACUGGACGACCCAACAACGCGACUACACGGACAUCGACCCCGUGGAAACCGAAGCCAUCCGCCGCAUUCCCGGCUCCAAAUGUAAAGCCUUCUACGGCCCCAUCAAAGUCAAACAAGUCGUCUACGGCUUCUUCAAAAUCGACAAGAAGCGCCGCAUCCUCGACGCCGUGCAAGUCGACAACCCACCCAUCAUACUAUUUAGCAAAGGAAUGUGGCUCGACGUCCCGCGCUCCGCUCUUGAUAUCCUCAAGUCGAGAAGAUUGAACAUCGCAGCGGGCAUCCACGCAGCCGAACACGCCGUCCUCUCCCUAAUGCCGAACUUCGUCAUCAGCAUGCCCGGCGACGUGCGCACCGAGUGUAAAUUCGCCCCCAAGGAAUUCGCGAAGAAGGAAACUCAACGAAAGCGGCCUGCGCGACUUACUUUCUACGACGCGAAGGGCGGCGCGUCGGGAAUUGCGCGUGUCUCGAGGGAUGUCAAGGAAUGCUGCAAUAACGACCAGUGCAAGCAUGCGAAUCAGGUUAUAUCGAAAGCUGGCGCGAGAGUCGUGGUCAUGUGUAUCCUGGGCCGCGAGAAGGAUAUCGAUAUCGAAAGUCUACCUUGGGGUGAAGAGGAUACUGUGCCUGCAGGCAUUGAGACGGUGGUUGAGGCGGAGGAGGAGGGCGGUGCUUGGUGGGGAUGA